UCUUGUACCACAUCCACCUGAGUGCUGCCUGCAGGCCUGAGUUGCUAAGUGUACUGUUUAAUUUUAGAAGUGUCUUUUAUUCUGAUCCUUUUGACAAGCUGAAGUUCUGGUCACUGUCCCCAACAAAGAGUCAGUGUGGAGGGGAAAGGGGUGGAAUUAAUUGAACCUAGAGGAAGGGACUUUGAAGGGCGGAGCUAAAGCCAAAGGACACAUCAGUGAAUCCUUUAAAUAAAGGUCUCACACUGGUCUCCAAGGAGUGUGUAGGACCAGCAGGCAGGAGGCUGGGCUGCUCCACUGCCUUCCACCUUUUCCUCCUCCUGCGUGUCUGUCUGUGAGAAAGAGCGUGAGCCCAGGGAGAGAUGAUGAAGCCGGAGGAGUACAGAGAGAGAGGAAAAGAGAUGGUGGAUUACAUCUGCCAGUACCUGAGCACUGUGCGGGAGAGGCAGGUCACCCCAGACGUUCAGCCUGGCUACCUGCGAGCCCAGCUUCCUGAGAGAGCUCCUGAGGAACCUGACAGUUGGGACAGCAUCUUUGAGGACAUUGAGAGGAUCAUCAUGCCUGGGGUGGUACACUGGCAGAGCCCCCACAUGCAUGCCUACUUCCCAGCCCUCACUUCUUGGCCAUCCUUGCUGGGAGACAUGCUGGCCGAUGCCAUCAACUGCUUGGGAUUCACCUGGGCUUCCAGUCCUGUGUGCACGGAGCUGGAGAUGAAUGUCAUGGACUGGCUGGCAAAAAUGCUGGGACUCCCAGAGCACUUCCUGCACCACCACCCCAGCAGCCAGGGAGGAGGUGUCUUGCAGAGCACAGUCAGUGAAUCAACCUUGAUAGCUUUGCUGGCAGCAAGGAAGAACAAAAUCCUGGAAAUGAAAAAGUCUGAGUCUGAUGCUGAUGAGUCCACUCUGAAUGCCCAACUCAUUGCCUAUGCCUCUGACCAGGCCCACUCCUCAGUGGAAAAGGCUGGUUUGAUAUCUCUUGUGAAGAUGAGAUUUUUGCCUGUGGAUAACAACUUCUCCCUCCGAGGUGACACUCUUCAGAAAGCUAUUGAGGAGGACAAAGAGCGGGGCUUGGUGCCUGUCUUUGUGUGUGCAACACUAGGGACCACUGGGGUCUGUGCGUUUGACUGCCUGUCAGAGCUGGGCCCCAUCUGUGCCAGGGAGGGGCUCUGGCUCCAUAUCGAUGCUGCCUAUGCAGGCACUGCCUUCUUGUGCCCUGAGUUCCAGGGAUUUCUGAAAGGCAUCGAGUAUGCAGAUUCCUUCACCUUUAAUCCUUCCAAGUGGAUGAUGGUGCAUUUUGACUGUACUGGGUUCUGGGUCAAGGACAAGUACAAGCUGCAGCAAACUUUCAGCGUGAACCCCAUCUACCUCAGGCAUGCCAACUCAGGUGCAGCCACUGACUUCAUGCACUGGCAGAUUCCCCUGAGCCGGCGGUUUCGCUCUAUUAAACUCUGGUUCGUGAUUCGAUCCUUUGGGGUGAAGAAUCUUCAGGCACACGUCAGACAUGGUACUGAAAUGGCUAAAUAUUUUGAAUCUCUAGUCAGAAAUGACCCUUUCUUUGAAAUUCCUGCCAAGAGGCACCUUGGCCUGGUGGUUUUUCGUCUAAAGGGUCCUAAUUGUCUCACAGAAAGUGUGUUAAAGGAAAUUGCUAGAUCUGGCCGUCUCUUCCUCAUCCCGGCUACCAUCCAGGACAAGUUGAUCAUACGUUUCACUGUGACAUCCCAGUUUACCACCAGGGAUGACAUCUUGAGAGACUGGAAUAUCAUUCGAGAUGCUGCUACCCUCAUCCUGAGUCAGCACUGUACUACUCAACCUAGCCCUCGGGCUGGGAACCUCAUCCCCAAAACCAGAGCCAUGACCAAUGGAAUGCCCCUUCAGUUUGUCAAUGGUGCAGGAGAUGACCCAACCCAGGCCAGGAAGGUCAUCAAGCAGCCUCAACAUGUGGGAGCCAGUCCUAUGAGAAUGGAAGAUAGCCACCAUCUUGAAACUCUUCUGGACCCACUUGAUGACUGCUUUUUAGAAGAGGCCCCAGAUGUCACCAAGAACAAGCUGUCCUCUUUCCUGUUCAGUUACUUGUCUGUGCAGAAUAAGAAGAAGACAGUGCGUUCCCUCAGCUGCAACAGUGUGUCUAUGAGUGCUCAGAACCCACUGCCGUUAGAUGGCACCACAAAGAAUGGAGGCUCCUCCCGAGUUAGAAUUUUUUCUAGGCUUCCAGAAGAGAUGAUGAUGCUGAAGAAAAGUGCCUUCAAAAAAUUAAUUAAGUUCUACAGCGUUCCCAGCUUUCCUGAAUGCAGCCCUCAAUGUGGGUUCCAGCUGCCCUGCUGCCCUCUGCAGGCCAUAGUUUAAGCCAGGGGUCUUCAGCAAGGAUCCAUAGAUGUGCUUAUGGGAGUUUGUGAACCCCUCAAAAUUGUAUGCCAGAUUUGUGUGCUAUGUGUGUGUGCAUUUUUCUUGGGAGAGAGUUCCUAAUUUUUAUCAGAUUCUCCUAGGGGUUCAUAACCUACUACAGGCUACAAAUGGAGGGUUUAAGCUAGCAUUGUCCAGAAGGUUCCAGCAGGCUGGUCAGAAAAAGAGCUUAAGGUAGUGGUCUGACAGGCAGCUUUUGUGGUUCAGCUUGUGACAUGAAAUACAAUGUACAAAUAAAUUGUGCUUGUCUCUGAAACAAAA
Molecule: messenger RNA, 2657 nt
Organism: Orycteropus afer afer
Lineage: Eukaryota; Metazoa; Chordata; Mammalia; Tubulidentata; Orycteropodidae
Gene: HDC
Product: histidine decarboxylase
Biological process (GO): histamine biosynthetic process; L-histidine catabolic process
Molecular function (GO): histidine decarboxylase activity; pyridoxal phosphate binding
Source: RefSeq, a predicted model, not a curated record